This is a messenger RNA of Salvia hispanica, 476 nucleotides long. Lineage: Eukaryota; Viridiplantae; Streptophyta; Magnoliopsida; Lamiales; Lamiaceae. The record is from RefSeq and is a predicted model, not a curated record.
CUUCAGCAAAACCAUAGUUCACCACCCUUCGGCAUCCCCUUUUGUAAACGAGCCAUGGUCGAGCUCGGUUUGUGUCACUUUGAUGACGACUCGUAUCAUUUCGACACAGGGGGCGAGGACGACCUCUUCCCUGAUUUGGCCGCCGGCGAUGGAUCUCUCUCCGCCACCACAACUUUUCUCCCUGCUGCUGAUACCGAUCUCUACUUCAGUGAGCCGGGCGACGAAAACCUUUGCAAGACCUUAUCCGAUCCAACUCUACUACCAUUAGAGGCAGCAAUGGUGGAACGUAGUAGUCAACUUCCCGAAGGUGCCGAAGAUCAAAUUGCUCCAAAUUACAUAUUUUUCCAAAUAAUGGGAAAGGACAAACCAGGCCAAGUAAGGAUGAUGGACAAGGGAGUGUGUCCAACAGACCGUUUGCUCUGAUAAUUUGUUAGGAUCGUCGACUGCAACAAACGUUUGAUAUUGUCCGCUUUGGG